AUGGUGAUGUUCUUCAAGGAACGGCUUGUCGAACCGAACCCCGCACAAGCAACAGAGACUAAGCGCUACGUUAAGAAGGCGCAUCCGCUCUCGGGUCACGAGCUGUCGCUCCUCAUGAACUCGUUCGGCGACCUGAAUCCACUUGUCGGAGCUAUGUUUCGCGUUUUGUUCUCCAUGUGCUAUCUGCGAUGCUUUCGAAUCAGCGAGGUCCUUGCUCUACGCUGGUCCGACUCAGUCGGAGCCUGGCGUCCAUGUGUCAGUGCGUUUACGGUGGCACAAGAAGGCCAGCGUUGA
Molecule: messenger RNA, 294 nt
Organism: Aphanomyces astaci
Lineage: Eukaryota; Oomycota; Saprolegniomycetes; Saprolegniales; Verrucalvaceae
Exons: 2
Coding region: 1-294 (97 amino acids)
Molecular function (GO): DNA binding
Source: RefSeq, a predicted model, not a curated record